AUGAAGAUGAAUAUGAAUAAAGGAACGAAGGAAGGAAAGAAAGAAGGAAGGAAGGAAUGCCGUAAAACGAUGAUGGAGAUGAUCGUCGUGUCUCGUUCUCAUUUUCAAAAGAAAGAAAAGCAUAAACAACAGCAACAGCAGCAGAAGCAGCAGCAGCAGCUACAUCGUUACUUCCAGCAACAAUUGAAACAUCAUCUGUUCCAUUCAGUCACAAAACAAUAUUCGAGGCGAUCAGCUGAUAUUACCAACGGCAAGGACGUAAAACACAACAAAAAUCUUGACAACAUCACUUGCUACACAACAAACAACAACAUCGCAAACAACAACUACAUCAACAACACAAAAGAUAACAUCAACACAACAAUCCACAAAAACAAUAACUUCAACAUGACCACAAUGAGUGUAAAUAUUUCUUUUCCGCCUCCAAAUAUCGACCCCAUGCUUUUCAUGAAAGGUCACUGCCCACUCGCCCUUGACAUUGACCGUUUCGUCACUCCGAUCUGGUACGUGAUUGGUGGAUUGGGAAAUGUAUUAUCUUUGGUGAUAUGGCAGAGCAGGAGCAUGCGCAGAAACAACAGUUCUGCCAUCUACCUGGCAGCUCUGUCUGCCUCCGAUUUAAUUUUUUUGGUACUGCAUUUCUUUCAGGAAUUGAAAUAUGCCUGGUUUGUCAAUGCAGUCGAUUACAAUGGACUCUGUCAGAUAUAUUACGUUUUAUCAAUGGUCACUCAAUACUUGUCACCAAUGCUCGUCCUCUGUUUCACCAUUGAAAGGUACCUGGCCAUUUGUUACCCGUUCAUAAAAGAGAAGCACUGCACUGGAUCGCUGGCCGUGAAGGUCGUCGCUGCUGACGUCCUCCUCUCUACAUCCUGCAGCUCACUGCAAGGUUACUUCUGGAAAUACGAGCCAAACACGGGCACGUGCGAGAUCGGCCCAGCAGAGUUGUGGUCGGUGUGGACAUGGACGAUCGAACUUUUUAUGUUCUUCCUGCUGCCAGCCAUCAACCUCAUCUUCAACGUUCUCGUCAUCGCGGAAGUCAAGCGCAAAGUGAGGGCCGACCAUGUUCGAUCCGCCAGGCUGGGCGGCUGCCCUUCCAACAGCUGCAACAGACAGAUUUCAAAAACUCACUUGGAUGCAAGGCAGUCCACCACAGUAUCUGACGUCACAAUUACGUUGAAGAUGGCCCGUGCCGAUGGUGAUGACGAUGUCAAUAAGAAGAUGAACUUUACAAGAAAAAUUAAAAAAUCUUUCGCUAUUUUCUCGAAGCCAUCAUCAUCGUCUUCAUCAUCAUCCCUUUCAUCAUCAUCAGCUUCGACCGUCAUGCUGCUUUCCGUUUCCUUCUACGUCAUCCUCACGACACUUCCGGCCACAAUUGUUUACGUCAUAUACGAAUACUUUCCAUCUGGAGAUAGUCAAAUGUCGGAUGACGAGAUUCGGUUAGAUUCCGUAUGGCAACGACACAUCACUUAUUUGUUGUAUCGUAAGAUAGCAGAGGAAAUCUGUCUGUCGCAUUACGCCUGCAACUUCCUGCUUUACUAUUUGACGGGCAGGCAAUUUAGGAAGUCGGUCGGUUCGAUAUUCGGGCGAAUGUGCAAACGUUCAGGGUUGUGCGAUUCCGUCGAUAACCGAUUUGAAAACGGAUCGAACGUCAGCAGGAGGAAGACGCCGAUAAGAAUGCAGUAGGAGUCAGUAGGAGGAGUCAUUCAACGUGCUUCCCUUCCGUGUUGUUUAGGGCUGCAGUUGUUCAUUUUAUUUAUUACACUACUAACUAGCACAAAUCACAUUGGUGUUGAAGUUGUCGAUGUGAUUGUUAACUGGUGAAAGUGAUUGUAUCAAUAAUAUAUAAACUUGAUAUUCUUCUUAAUGCCUCAUUUAUAAUUGAUUUCGAGAUGUUGAGGUACGUCCUGCAAGCUGCAUCGUAGUUUUGACAUCCACUCCACGGUCCAAAACUGAUCUGACUGUCUCCUCUAAAUUAUCAUCACUUUCAAUCAUUUUGACAUAAUUUUGAUUUAAAUAAAGAAAGAAGGGAAACAAUA
Messenger RNA from Helobdella robusta, 2033 nucleotides. RefSeq lists its product as hypothetical. Gene Ontology annotation, cellular component: plasma membrane. Gene Ontology annotation, molecular function: G protein-coupled receptor activity. The record is from RefSeq and is a predicted model, not a curated record. Gene Ontology annotation, biological process: G protein-coupled receptor signaling pathway. The transcript has 7 exons. NCBI's taxonomy places the organism in Eukaryota, Metazoa, Annelida, Clitellata, Rhynchobdellida, Glossiphoniidae. Bases 1 to 1680 code for a protein of 559 amino acids.